AAACAAACACAUUAGCAAUUAUACAACAAAAGAGUUGCUUAAACAUAACAAUAUGAAGGCUGGUUUCUUGAUCCUUGCUGCCUUAUUGGCUUUAACAUCUUCUUCCUCUGCCUUUGAUCCUAGCCCUCUACAGGACUUUUGUGUGGCUAUCAAUGACACCAAGAACGGAGUGUUUGUGAAUGGAAAGUUUUGCAAGGAUCCAACACGUGCUACUCCAAAUGAUUUCUUCUUCACAGUGAAAGAAGGAAACACAUCCAAUCCACUUGGUUCCAAAGUGACUCCUGUUGCUGUUACUGAGAUACCUGGACUAAACACUCUUGGCAUCUCCCUUGCUCGCAUUGAUUUUGCACGUAAAGGCUUAAAUCCUCCACACUUUCACCCUAGAGGCACUGAGAUCCUAAUAGUGUUGGAGGGCACUCUGUAUGUUGGUUUUGUCACAUCCAACCCAGAAAACCGUCUCAUCACAAAAGUGCUUAAUAAAGGAGAUGUGUUUGUGUUCCCAAUUGGUCUCAUUCACUUCCAAUUGAAUGUUGGUUAUGGAAAUGCUGCUGCUAUUGCUGGACUUAGCAGCCAGAACCCAGGAGUUACAACCAUAGCUAAUGCUGUUUUUGGCUCUGAUCCAAGCAUCUCUUCAGAAGUUCUCACCAAGGCAUUUCAAGUGGACAAGAAAGUAGUGGACAAUCUUCAGAAACAAUUCUGGUGGGAUAACAAUUAGAGCAUCUCCAACAUUAGUUUCUUAGGCCAGGCUUGUCAUGUUGUGUGCUUGAAUAAUCACUAACAUCAUCUGAAUUGUUAGUUCUGUUGUUGCAUUUACGAUCAUAUAUAUUUGAAUAAUCACUAAUGUUGGAUGUACUACCUUAGAAGUUAGAAUCAUAUUUGAAUAAAAAAUUUAUUUUUGUAUU
Lotus japonicus is the source of this 902-nucleotide messenger RNA. RefSeq names its product putative germin-like protein 2-1. Gene Ontology annotation, molecular function: manganese ion binding. The record is from RefSeq and is a predicted model, not a curated record. The transcript is spliced from 2 exons. NCBI's taxonomy places the organism in Eukaryota, Viridiplantae, Streptophyta, Magnoliopsida, Fabales, Fabaceae. Gene Ontology annotation, cellular component: cell wall. The coding region runs from base 53 to 715 and encodes 220 amino acids.